Messenger RNA from Durusdinium trenchii, 2627 nucleotides. Lineage: Eukaryota; Dinophyceae; Suessiales; Symbiodiniaceae. The record is from the annotation of a GenBank genome assembly.
UGCAGUGGCUGUGGGGUUGGAGUUGCAUCUACGAGCUGCUUCAUGUCCAAUCUGGACUGCCCAACAUUACUUAUAGGUCUCCAUUGGACACCCCGGCGGGAAGCGCCAGGUAAGCAGUUGAAAAGUCUUGUUGACAGAUUUCGAUCCUACCCAGUUCACUUUGGUGAUUUGGCAGGACCGUCCCUUGGUCAUCUGUGGUCCUAGCCGCCAUGGCAGAAGCGCCACUCCACAGCGGUCUCCGUGCGAGACAGCGAGCAACAAAACACCCAUGGCCAGGUCAAUGACUCCCCUACUUUGCUUUACUUUUUAGUCUAAACAUGUCUUGAGUUCCCACUAGAGCUGAGUGCAGCGGUCUCUACUCACCCAAAGGUGGGAACCCUACUAGACUUGUCUUUUCUCUUGGGUUCCCACCUUUGGGCUGUUUCCGAUCCAACCUCACCCUCCUGUCCGGCUGGAUUCCUCGCUGCUGAUCCGCAGAGUCCCGGCCUUCCCGGCGGCGCGUCGCUUCGCUUCGUCGACGCGAAUGGCGCUGGUGCUGGGCAACAGCUGCUCCCCUGCGAAGGAUGGCAAGCGCUACAACUGGACCUUCUACGUCCGGGGUGCCACGGAAGACGCCUGGUGAGGUUUGUGUUCAGGAGUUGGACUCCGUCACCAUCAAGCUGCAUCCGACCUUCAAAGAUCCGGUGCGCGUACGACAGGAGCCACCCUUCGAGUUCCAGUCUCGAGGUUGGGGCACCUUCGACAUCGUGGUCUUAUUGAAGUGGAAGAACGGCUCCAUACACCGCACCAGCUGGGAGCUGCAGUUCGACCAGCCGGACGCCUCCAGACCACUGGACCUCCCACGCGCCGCGCCCGCGGCGCCUGCGGUGCCCGCGGCGCCUGCGGCGCCCGCCGCGCCUGUGCCGCCGCGCACGGUGCCUGAGGGCACUAUGGCGCCCAGCGUGGAGGUGCCGCCGGUGGCACCGUGGGAGGAAGAGCAUCGGGAUGUCUUCGAAGCACGUGGGAGUAUUGUGGGAGUGGAUUCAGCGGAUGAGGCGAUGGUUGAGGCCGCUGAAGAGGAGGCGACCGAUGGGCCGGGUCCACCACCUGAGCUGCUGCGGGAUACCAGUGCCGGCACUACGGACGACGACCCGACCCGCGCCUCCAUUUGCGAGCGCUUGCGCAGCACGGCGUACCUGCCCCACUCGCAUCCGCAGUUCAUGUUCGGCCGUGGCUAUGGAGGGCCGCUGAACGCCCCGAAGGUUCUGUGGAGGAGCGAUCAACCUCCCAGGAAAGAUCACUCCUGUCCCAAGUGGUUGACAGCCACCGAAUUUGAAGAUCAACCGGAGGUGAUGGCUGCCAAGGUCAAAGAGCUGGCGAGGCUCAUGUUGAUGUCACGGAAGACAGUGGCCUACACUGGCGCAGGCAUUUCAGCAGCCGUGAUUGGACAAGCCGCCCUCAGCGGGCAACACACCGUUGGAUGGAAAGCCGACACGCGUGCGGCGCCGCCCACCUUUACUCACCAUGCGCUGGGCUUCUUGGGGCGCCAGGGUUUGUUGCAUGGCUGGGUGCAACAGAAUCACGACGGGCUCCCGCAGAAGGCUGGGUUUCCCCAGGAGCGCAUCAAUGAGAUCCAUGGCAGUUGGUAUGAUCCAGGAAAUCCGGUAGUGAAGUACAGUGGGACUUUGCACGAGAGGUCCUAUCCCUGGAUGCGAGAGGACGCCGACACGGCCGACCUUUGCCUAGUCUUGGGCACCAGCCUGGGUGGUCUCAAUGCUGACCAGGUGGCGACGAAGACGGCCGACCGCAGCCUGCAGCCUUCGGCUCCGCCCGAGGGCGUGCUGGCACCGGGGGCCUGGGUGAUGCUGCGGCGUGGAGGGCGGAGCUUCAAGGGCUGCGUGACGAAGGUGGAGGAGAAGGACUUCCAGGCACGCUUUCGGCCAGCGGCCGAUGAUGACUCGGAAGAAGAAGACGACCGUUUGGGGGAAGUCGUGACGAUCUCAAAGUCGGAGAAGUUUGACCUGCUGCCCUCGGUAGGAGGUGGCCUGGGCACGGUGAUCAUGAACCUGCAGCAGACGGCACAGGAUGGCAAGAUGACCUUGCGGCUCUUUGGCAAGUCGGAUGAGAUUUUGCGGCUGCUGUUGCCCGAGCUAGGCUUCGGCUUGAGCAUCGUGAAGCCGCCUGUGUGGCCUAAGGUCUCUCGGGCGCUGGUGCCCUACGAUGCCGAGGGCCGGCGUCUGCCUCCACGCGCGAAGCGGAUGUGGUUGGAUCUGUCCAGGGGACAAGAGGUACGACUCACCCCCGGGCACAACAUCCAAGGUGCCAAGCAGCCGCAGUACAUGCACAUCGGUGCCGCGAAGCCCAUCACGGUGAAGGGCGAGACGCGGAAGCCGGGCGUGGGGCUGGGCCGCGUGGUGAACCGAUGUGACAAGACUUGCAGCUUUGUGCUGCAGAUUGAAGGAGUGCAGAUGCGCUUGGGGAUUUGGUGGUUGGAGAGCGCCAUGCGGGGCGGCGUGCCGGUGCUGCCGCUGGUGAACCAGGCACCCAGCUUUGAGGAAUGAGGAGCGAGCGAGCCUCUGGCGGGGUUGAGCUGACCGGUGAGAGGCAUUGUUCGGAAUGGCCCUGAGCUGGGUGGCCUAAGAGGACUG